UAGACUGUUUAAUGAAUAAUUGUAGUGUAACAUAACACAGAUUUAACGAAAUAUUUCGAUCUUAAAUUCUAUUGGUAAAUCUAAUUUAUUGCCCUUGAAGCAUUCGUUUUCCUAAAAUUUAAUUGCAGCAUCCUGUUACACUGCCAGUUCCGGUUCCCUGCCUCCUAUGUGCAACGUCGGUUAAUACUCUGAUGAUGACAUGUUAAGAGGCCGAAACGUGUAGUGAUAAUAAAGAGAAAGCGACAAAGGAUAUUAACCAACGUUGCACAUAGACGACUAGGAAGCGAAACACAAGUCAGGACCUAUUUUCUAUUAAUAGGGAUCCAUCUUCAUCAUUAAUAUCUAAGGUCAAUAAAUCUGGUUUAAUUCGCCUUAAUGACAGUGAUACAUAUUUUGCCACUUCCCUGUUUUUUUUUGUUGUUACUUCCUUGAUCACUUAAUAACUAGACUAUAUAGCAUCUAAUGGUAAGAUGACAGAUGAAUCAUGAAUUGCAAAGCAUUUGGAAGGAGGCGAUGAUGCCUAUAUUGGAAUUUACCUGAAGUUCCUCUCUGAUACUACUAUGUAGAUGUGUUAGUGCUUGAUAUACGUAAGUAUAUAUCGUGUACACACGGUCAGCAUGUCGUCUUGUUACUCCCAACGUCAUCAAAAUGCCUUUCUUUCAGUAUUUCCUUUAUUUUCGUCCUCACAGCAGUGCCGUGUGAGCAAGCGCCGUGUCGUGAUGCAAGACACCAAAACUUACCCAGACAUUAACAGACGCCACUCAGAAGGCGACUGUCUUAGAUCAACAACAACACAGCUGUGAUACGCCGAUAUGCCAAGGUCAUCACACCAUACUGAGAUUUCUCUCCACUGUUGCCGUGGCAAGCACAACGGUGGCGAGUUCGCGAGCUUUGUUGUCAUACCUCGUUGUAAUGCCUGAAUUGUAAUUUUAUAUAUUUAAGAACAGUUUGACAUGAGAGUAUAAAUAUAUUUUUAGAUUAUCUAUAUAUGUAUUGAAAAUAUAUGAGCGUGCCAGAAUAAGUAACUACGAGUGUAUCUUAGCAUGUAAUUUAGCUUUAUAAUUCCGUUCGUCAAUUGUCGCUGUUUAGUUUACUGUGUAUACUUUGCACAUCCCAUUUGAACCCCGCCGUCACUACUGAUACAAGAAAUUUGAAAAGCAAAAGCAAGUCUACCAAUGAAAUGGCAAAUAUAAUCUGGGAGUCAAACCAGUUACCCAAAUUUUGUAUUUAUAUUCUUCGGAAAACGGACAUUGCUAGACAUAUUUCUAUACAAAACUUUACUUUGCUGAAUAUUUUCAUGUAGCAUGUGACACCGACACACACAUUUACUGUACAUGGCAUAUAUACUCUGCCUCGUGACGAUAAUUGAGGAGCUAUUUCAAAGAAAUAGCAGCUCUGGUUGUGGGGACCGGUUGCGCUGACCACCUGACACCCUCUACCUACUAAAGUUAUCACUAACUUCGGCGACAAGCGGCAGUCGCUCGGUCGGUAUGCCUUCAAAUUCGAAAGACCAGAUUUCUCACGCGCACAUAAAUUUCCAAAGAGCAAUGAAUUUCGUGACAGACGUUUCAGAGAUAACAGUUGUGAGAGGCCCAUUUUAAUUGCACUUAAUUUUGGAACUAGCUCAUUCAAUGUUUCCAACACCGCCCUAUGACGUACACAUAUUCCAGCACCGAAUAUGAAUGAAUUCAUUCCAGCCGUUCGGCGCAUGCGCGGUGCAUAUCCACAAAAACAUACAGGCACUUCGAAUGGCAGACGCGUUCCAGAAACGCCCCUUUCUUUUAUUCAGGGCUUCCGGAAACAUGUAAAUCCGUCAAUAUUUCGGGAUCGAUCUUCUUUUUUACCAUAUACAGUACUUCCUCAUGUAUGCUACGUACAUGACAAAGUGAAAAAGAAAUUGUCUUAGAACUCAGUAAUUAUGCGCGCUCCUUCAUGUCUGAAACAUUUAUUCACACUUCUGUCUUUUGACGUCAAAAAGUUUCAGAGAUGCGGUUACGUAAGAAGCGAAUAUGAUUCUCCCAGCGAAUGCAAGACACUCCUUUGAAGGGAGAAGAGGAGACAAGUUGUGUGACUCCACUGCCCGCCUACAGAAAUAUCGCAUUCACAGAGAGACGGAGAGCACUAAGGCGUUGCUCCAGAUUUUGCAGAGGGAUGAUCACACCGAAGAAAAAACACAGUGAAACCCCUGAAGGAAGACCAAAAUUAAAUAAUGAUGGAGAAUUUUCUGUAAACAAAGUACAGAUCAUGACUUCGAAUUUCCUACUUCAUAUAUUUGGCAUUCUUCCGCCCAACAAUGCAACGCCGUUCAUAAGAUUUUUGUACAAAAUAUUUCAGACAUUGAUUUUUACAUUAUUAAUAUUUUCGAUGUUAGGGCAGCUGAUGGCAGUAUAUGUCAACUGGGGAGACAUUCCACUAAUUUCCAUCAUAGUAAGUCACAUGAGUGGCAUGAUUCUAGCAAGCAUUUCUUGCGCAUAUUUUCUUCACAGCAAAGAUAAAUUCAUGAGCCUCAUAGAUUUAUUGAGAACUCAGUUUGUUUCCCGAAUGAAAUCUAAGUACAUCGAAUUAAUUCACACCGCCGAACGUCAAGUUAAAGGAUUUCUAAUACUUUCAGUUAUCAUUUCUGCGGAAUGUGCUGCCAUUUGGGUUGCAAAACCAAUAAUUAAAAUUUAUAAUUACGAAAGAAAUAACGCUACCACAGAAGCACACGAUUUUGAACGAUUCAUAUUCGUUAUAUGGGCCCCUUUUGAAAUUUACGAUUCACCUCAGUUUGAAUUAAUCAUGGUGUCGCAGAUGUUUGCUUCAACUUUUUCAGGAUUGAUGCUUUUUGCCGUUGAUAUAUUAUUUCUGUCUCUGAUGAGUCAUGCAGCUGCUCAGUUCAAGGUUUUAUGUGCAAUGCUGAAUGACAUGCAUGAGAAUGUCUCUGAAGUUGAGUUGAACAGAACAAAGCAAAUGUUCCCGUUGCAAGAUAUUGCAGACUUCAAUCUUAUGAAUGACCCCGUGACUUCAGCAGAUGAUAUCACAUGUUACGAAUUGGGGAGUGGAAAUUCUGGAAGCCGCAAUUCUGAGAUGGCGGUUCUAGAAAACUGUCACGUGAACAAAGAUCCGUUCCAGCUGUACCUUGCUGAAUGCAUCAAACAUCACCAAGCUAUAAUCGAGUUCGUCGAUCAUCUCAACAAGAUCGUGAGUUUAGUUACGUUCCUGAAGGUACUCAACUUCCCACUGCUGCUGUGCAUGACAGGAUUCCAGAUGAUGCAGAAUUACGGGGACCAGAACCAGUUCCUCAAGUUCGCAUCUCUGUUCAUUGCAUCCAUAGUUUUAAUAACGACAUAUUGCUGGUUUGGUCAGCAAGUAAUUGACGAGAGUGAGAAGGUGCAGCUGGCGUUCUAUAGCACUGAAUGGUACAGCCAGACAGCGGGAUACAAAAGUCUGCUGCCUCUGGCCAUCAUGAGGGCCUCAAGACCGGUGACCGUGAAGGCUGGAGUUUUCUUUGACAUGUCUUUCCUAACUCUGGCUUCGUUGGUGAAUGCUUCUUAUAGAUUCAUGACAAUGCUUAUUCAACUGAACGACUCCUAAAACGGAGGAGAAGAAGCUGAAGAAUGCUUGAGUAGAAACAACAAGCUGACAGUAGCAUUUCCAGUAUGUCACUAUGGGCAGUAAUACAUUGAAGUAACAGUUAACGUGUUCAUACAGAGAAAUCUGCAGUGCUGUUUCAGAGAGUAUUUUUGCUGUUCGUGUUGCAAGCUUAUAUUGAAAGACACUAGGAUCUACUAUCCACACAAAUCACUUCUGUCAGUUUCAGAACACAAUCCCUGCUGGACAGAGUGUGUAGAAUUAAUUGUACUCCCGCACUCCCGUGUAUGUCUUUGGAUUCUCACAGACUUACAAUUGAAGUAGACUUAUGGCUGUAUUGACAGACAAAUUUGUAAUUGUAAAAUAAAUACAGAAAUUAAGAACAUCUGA
Molecule: messenger RNA, 3960 nt
Organism: Cryptotermes secundus
Lineage: Eukaryota; Metazoa; Arthropoda; Insecta; Blattodea; Kalotermitidae
Product: odorant receptor 85b
Exons: 6
Coding region: 2026-3573 (515 amino acids)
Biological process (GO): sensory perception of smell; detection of chemical stimulus involved in sensory perception of smell
Cellular component (GO): plasma membrane
Molecular function (GO): olfactory receptor activity; odorant binding
Source: RefSeq, a predicted model, not a curated record